CUUUGAGCUUUAAGUUCUAUUGAUAAUAUAUAACCUUAAUAUAGAUAUAUGAUAUAUUGUACUGACACUAUCAUCACUCUUUGAACCAAGACAGUCUGUUAUUAUUUCUGACCAAUAAGUUGGAGGUUAGACAAUUCCAAAAUGUGAAAGGCUUUCGAAAGAAUAAAUGUUUACAUCGUCUCCAACAAUGCCCGUAGUGUGGUUUGACAUUCUGUUAAUGUUUUGUCUUUGGAGUGAUGAGAAACCUGAUGAUGUUCUUACAGCAGAAUUAUCUCUUUAUUGACCAGAACUAGAGGUAGUAAAUUGUAUUUUACAUGUUUAACCAUUCAAGAUCAAAACACUCACUGUUUCCAAGUCCUUCAUCCUAGUCUUUGUUGUUAUUGCAGGCCUUUUUUCUUGUUUUUACAAUCUGCCUUGUUUCAGCUGGCCUUGGCUCAGUUCCAGGGCAGCUGUGACCACAGCGAGAUUUCCAUCCUUUCUAACAUCCUGGAGAGCAACUAAGAUAAGCUCAUGAGAGAAAAGACUGACACUUCAAGACAGGGACCUGAAUUGGUAUCUCAUCCUGCAGACAUGGAGGGGUUCAGUGACAAGGUUUUCUUCUGCAGGUGGAUGCGCCACAGGGUUCCCCUGGCCCACAGAGAGGAACUGUGCCACAUCCUGAGGAUGACAGGGCCUCUGCUGCUGUCUCGAAUCCUCAAUUGCCUGCUUCCAUUUGUGGUUACAAUUUUCUGUGGGCGUCUGGGAAAUGAAGUGAUGGCUGGCUAUGGAUUAGCUUCUGCUACCAUUAAUGUUACCACUGCAGCAACAGGGUAUGGUCUGGGACUGGCAUGUGAUACUUUAGUAUCUCAGCAUCUUAAUUUCAGAAUAGCCCAGCUGUAUAUCACAGGCUUCCUUCCUGCCGUACCAGCAAUGUUUCUACAUCAUCUUCAGGUGUCUUAUCUGCAGAAUCAGGGUAUAAUACUGCCACAAAUGUACACUGCUGCCAUGGCAAACAUAGCAAAUGUGCUGACAAACUACAUCUUUCUUUACUGGCUGGAUCUGGGUGUUAGUGGGUCUGCAGCAGCCAAUACUCUGUCUCAGAUUUACAUCUGUGCUUUUCUGUUUGCUUACAUUUGGUGGAAGAGGCUCCAUGUAACAACAUGGGGGGGCUGGUCUAUAGAAUCACUGCAGGAGUGGGGUUCCUACAUGAAACUGGCCAUUCCCAGUACAUUCAUGAAGUGCUUUGAGUGGUGGGUUUAUGAGUUCGGUGGAUUCUUUGCAGGAAUGCUAAGUGAAGAUGAGCUGGCAGCCCAACAUGCUGUGAUAAUGGUGGCCUUCAUAACCUACAUGUUCCCUCUUGGUAUUCAAGCAGCAGCAUGUGCCCGUGUGGGAAAUGCUCUCGGUGCAGGAGACAGCGCCAGGGCGAUCCUCACCAGCAAGGUAUCCCUCACCCUUGCAGGUAGCUUUGCAGUUGUUGAAGGUAUUGUUCUUGGCUCUACUAAAACAGUGAUUGGCUAUAUCUUCACCUCUGAUGAGAAGAUCGUAAGUCUGGUCUCGCACUUGAUGAAUGCUUACUGUUUCCUUCAGUUCUUUGAUGGACUUGUGUGUGUGUGCACAGGCAUCUUCUUGGGCACAGGCAAACAGAAGAUACCAGCUGUGGCUAAUCUCAUUGGAUACUACGGCAUAGGACUCUCACUGAGUGUUACUUUAAUGUUCGUCGCAAAACUGAGAGUUUUAGGUUUUUGGCUGGGAUUGCUCAUUUGUGUCAUUUUGCAAUCUACCUUCUACAUCAUUGUCAUCUUUAAGCUGAACUGGGAACGAAUGACAGAGGAGGCUGUGGACCGAGCACAGAAAAACACUCAAAUGACAUAUUCGAGCACAGAUGUCCGGUCAGAUGGUGCAGAAAACAACACUGCUGGCCAGACAGAAACUAAUGGGAGUUCAGUGGAUGGCUACAUGGCUGUGAGCACUGAGCACCCUGAUGGGACCACAGAGACGCAGGUUGGACAUGGGGUCCAGCAGCAGGAUGGCCCUCUCUCCACCACCCAGCUGAUUCUCAGACGAGGUCUUACUAUGUUUGCAGCAGUUGCUCUUCUGGUUGUGGGAGCAAGUGUGCACUUCCUCGUGCCCUUGCCCCAGACCAUGCCUUCAGAGGCCAACUUUACUUUGGACUGGAUUAACACUACAUAUACUCCUGAUCAAAUCUUCCCCCAUGCACUGGUCCCAAAUGAAGAGUCAGAUUGACUUUUACAGUCCAAGAUA
Molecule: messenger RNA, 2241 nt
Organism: Morone saxatilis (striped sea-bass)
Lineage: Eukaryota; Metazoa; Chordata; Actinopteri; Moronidae
Product: multidrug and toxin extrusion protein 1-like
Exons: 16
Coding region: 511-2223 (570 amino acids)
Biological process (GO): xenobiotic detoxification by transmembrane export across the plasma membrane
Cellular component (GO): membrane
Molecular function (GO): xenobiotic transmembrane transporter activity; antiporter activity
Source: RefSeq, a predicted model, not a curated record